This is a messenger RNA of Closterium sp. NIES-65, 1527 nucleotides long. The record is from the annotation of a GenBank genome assembly. Lineage: Eukaryota; Viridiplantae; Streptophyta; Zygnematophyceae; Desmidiales; Closteriaceae.
AUGGCUUCCCGGUUGCUAGCCGCCGCGUCCCGCGCGGCUCGUUCCGCGUCCGGCCGCAGAUCUGGCUCGAUCGCCCCUUUCCGCGCAUUCUCCGCGCAAGCAGCCCCCGCAGCCGUGCAGAUAGUGGACGAGGACCGAUUCGCGCGCUAUAACUCGCCGAUCCCCAUAACCGUCGAUCACAGCGCGGCCCUCGGGCUUAUCCCGGCGACACGUGUCACGACCUUAUCCAACGGCCUUCGCGUCGCUAGCGAGGCGAACCCGAACCCGAACGCGCCGAAGACGGCCACGAUCGGCGUGUGGAUCGACGCGGGGAGCCGGUACGAGAGCGAAGCUACUAACGGAACCGCGCAUUUUCUGGAGCAUAUGAUUUUUAAGGGGACUAAGAGACGGUCGGUGCAGCAGCUGGAGAUGGAGGUUGAGAAUGCCGGAGGACAUCUUAACGCGUACACGUCGCGCGAGAUGACGACGUAUUACGCGAAGGUGGUGCAGAAGGAUAUCCCCGUCGCAGUAGAUCUGCUCGGAGACAUUCUGCAGAAUUCGCUUUUUAGCGAGGAUGCGGUGGACCGCGAGCGCGGAGUCAUUUUGCGGGAAAUGCAGGAGAUCGAGAAGCAGGUGGAGGAGGUGCUGUUCGACCAUCUGCACGCCACGGCGUUCCAGUUCAGCCCGCUGGGGCGCACCAUUCUGGGCUCCGCGGACAACGUGCGCGCCAUUACGCGCAACGAUCUCGAGAAGUACAUCGCCACGCACUACACCGGGCCCAGGAUGGUGGUGUCGGCAGCAGGAGCGGUGGAUCACGACGCGCUGGUGAAGAUGGUGGAGAAGACCUUCGCCUCGCUGCCUGCUGCCAGCACCACCACUGUCGCGGACCUCAUUGCCAAGGAGCCCUCCAAGUUCACAGGUUCUGAGGUGCGCAUCCGUGAUGACGACAUGCCGCUGACCAACUUCGCCAUCGCCUACAAGGGCGCCAGCUGGACGGACCCGGAUGCCGUGGCGCUGCAGAUCAUGCAGACCAUGCUGGGGUCGUGGAGCCGCGGUGCUGGUGGGGGGAAUGCUCUGGGGUCGGAGUUGGCACAGAAGGUGGCGGCCAACAGCCUGUGUGAGCGAUUCAUGGCGUUCAACACCAACUACUCUGACACGGGGUUGUUUGGCGUCUAUGCCUGCGCCAAGCCCGACCAUCUGGACGACCUCGCGUGGGCCAUGAUGCAUGAGAUCACCCGCCUCGUGUACCGCGUGUCUGAUGACGACGUCACCCGCGCUGGCAACGCACUCAAGGCAUCCCUUGCUCUGCAUCUGGACGGCUCAAGCGCAGUGGCGGAGGACAUCGGGCGGCAGCUGAUCACGUACGGGCGGCGCAUCCCGCUGGCUGAGAUGUUUGCCCGCAUCGAUGCCGUGGAUGCUGAGACGGUGAAGCGCGUUGCAGAGCGGUUCCUGAUGGACAGGGAUGUGGCGGUGGCAGCCAUCGGCCCGACGCAGUUCCUCCCAGAUUACAACUGGCUGCGCCGCCGCACUUUCUGGCUGCGAUAUUAA